AUUUCUAUUACCUGUCCGCUUAUUUUUCGCUCCGAUUGUACAUAUACUGGGGUGUAUGAACCUACACCGUCAUAUUUUUCCCACCACGUCGAAGUGGUGUCAUGAGUCUUGUUCUCGUGCUUGUGUGCCUAGUUCAGGGAAAUGACUGAAGUCAAGAAAGACGAUGUUGUUAAGAUAUUACAUACGUAUCCUCUUUGUAGAAAAUGCGAUAUGUCGGAUGAAAUGAAACAAGAAGCAAUGGAAUUGUGCGUCACCGCGGCAGAAAAAUAUGCGGAUAAUUAUGAAAGCGUUUCUCGGAUGAUCAAAGAGGCAAUGGAUAAAAAAUUCGGUGCGUCUUGGCAUACAGUCGUCGGCGAAGGCUACGGAUUUGAAAUAACUUAUCAACUUAAACAUCUAUUAUACAUGUACUGUGCUGGAAAUUUGGCGAUAUGCAUAUGGAAAUCAGCAUAGUGAUAUUUACAAAAAUUGAUAUACAAACAAAUGUACAAAUAGCGUAAUUAUGAUUUUU
This is a messenger RNA of Bombus terrestris (buff-tailed bumblebee), 508 nucleotides long. RefSeq names its product dynein axonemal light chain 4. The record is from RefSeq and is a predicted model, not a curated record. Lineage: Eukaryota; Metazoa; Arthropoda; Insecta; Hymenoptera; Apidae. Gene Ontology annotation, biological process: microtubule-based process. The transcript is spliced from 3 exons. The coding region runs from base 142 to 450 and encodes 102 amino acids. Gene Ontology annotation, cellular component: dynein complex. Gene Ontology annotation, molecular function: dynein light intermediate chain binding; dynein intermediate chain binding.